AUGGCCCCGACUCUCUCUUCGGAGGCCAUUACCCUGUCUCUCUCCACGCUUUCGAACUACACGUACACAGAAUACCCUUCGCAGACGGCUACUCCAACCACAAGCGGUCAAUCUCUUCCGACUGACUAUUCGGAACAAGCAUGGUCGGCACUUUGGGAUCAAGUUGGCCCUGUGUCGACAGCCUCGAUAAACUACACCGUCUCACCCACGCCAGAAGCCACUCCUGUUCCCCCUCCAUACGGGUACUCCUCGCAAAUCACGACCGGAAACCUGAGCUCCUACAAGCUCCCAUCAGACUUCGUAUGGGGAAUCGCCAGUGCCGCCUACCAAGUCGAGGGUGCUGCGAUGGCUGAAGGCCGUGGUCCUUCGAUCUGGGAUCUCCUGUCUCACCGCGUCCCUGGAUAUGUCGCAGAUGGCGAGACUGGCGACAUUACUGAUCUUGACUACUACCUGUAUCCUCAAGACAUCCUGCGUCUCAAGGCUUUCGGUGUCCAACACUACUCAUUCACCAUCUCCUGGAGCAGAAUCUUCCCCUUUGGUCGUGGUUAUGUCAACGAGCAGGGACUUGCUCACUACGACGAUGUGAUCCAAAGACUGGUUGAAGCUGGCAUCAAACCCAUUAUUACUCUAUUCCAUUGGGAUACUCCUCUUGCUCUCAUGAAUGACUACAACGGAUGGGUGUCUGAGGAGAUCCAGGCAGACUUCCUGGCCUAUGCACAACUCAUCAUGAGCCGCUAUGACAAAUAUGUUCCUAUCUGGAUCACUGUCAAUGAGCCCCAAGUAUUCUGCGGAGACGAAUACCCCGGCUUCCCAUCUGGUUACUGGCCACAAUACGGCGUCACUGGACUUCGUGCCCAGUACUACUGUGGCCACAAUGUGCUAUUGACCCACGCAGCAGUCGUGGACUGGUACAGAAACGAGUUCAAGGGCACCGGACGUGUCACCUUCAAGAACUCGGCAAACAACUACAUUGGCAACACCACCUCUGCCGCAGACACCGCGGCUGUUGCUCGUGGAAACGACUACCAGUUGGGCUGGUUCAACUCUCCCGUCUGGCAGACUGGAGACUACCCAGCUUCGCUCAGGGACACCCUUGGUGAUCUCCUCCCCAACUUCACCACCGCCCAGAGCGCAAUGAUCCUUGGCUCUUGUGACUUCUUCGCCAUCGACGGAUACACCACCGAUGUGAUCGCUGCUCUGCCUGAAGGAUCCGCUGCAUGUGCUUCCAACUCGAGCCACCCCAACUACCCAACAUGUGUCACUCAAUCUCAGGUCACCGCGUCGGGCUGGGACGUGGGCUUUGCUGCAGACCUCGGAGCCUCGUGGCUCAAGUCCGACCCCACCGGCCUGCGCACCUUCCUCAACUACCUCCAACAGACCUACACCGGACCCAAAGGCAAAGACAUUGUGCUCAGUGAAUUUGGCUUUGCCGAGCCGGGAGAGAACAACUUUACCACUCUGCAAGAUGCACUUUACGAUCAACUCAGAGUUGACUACUUUGCUGGGUACCUGAACAACUUGUUGCUUGCCAAGGUUGAGGAUGGCGUCAAUGUUACUGGUGCUAUCGCUUGGGGUAUCUACGACAACUUUGAGUGGAGCAGUGGGUUGAGCACUAGAUUUGGGUUGCAGUAUGUCAACUACACUUCGCUGGAAAGGUUCCCCAAGGCGUCCAUGUUUACGUUUACGGAUUUCUUCAAGCAGCAUGGGUUGUAA
Aureobasidium namibiae CBS 147.97 is the source of this 1713-nucleotide messenger RNA. Its product is annotated as glycoside hydrolase. Gene Ontology annotation, biological process: carbohydrate metabolic process. The record is from RefSeq and is a predicted model, not a curated record. The transcript has a single exon. Lineage: Eukaryota; Fungi; Ascomycota; Dothideomycetes; Dothideales; Saccotheciaceae. Bases 1 to 1713 code for a protein of 570 amino acids. Gene Ontology annotation, molecular function: beta-glucosidase activity.